Messenger RNA from Lontra canadensis (Northern American river otter), 952 nucleotides. RefSeq names its product annexin A9-like. The transcript has a single exon. Gene Ontology annotation, cellular component: cytoplasm. Lineage: Eukaryota; Metazoa; Chordata; Mammalia; Carnivora; Mustelidae. Gene Ontology annotation, molecular function: calcium-dependent phospholipid binding; calcium ion binding. The record is from RefSeq and is a predicted model, not a curated record.
AUGUCUGUAACCAGCGGGAAGACAAGACCAUCCCUGACCCAGGAGAUCCUCAGCCACCUGGGCCUGGCCAACAAGACUGCAGCUUGGGGAACCCUGGGCACCCUCAGGAUCUUCUUGAGCUUCAGCUUGGACAAAGACGUGCAAAGGCUGCUGAGGGCCAUUGCAGGCCAAGGUGUGGACCACAGUGCCAUCGUGGGUGUACUGACCAACAGGAACAGAGAGCAAAGGCAGCUCAUCUCUCGAGCCUUCCAGGAGCGCACCCAACAGAGCUCUGGUUCUCCUGAGGAUGUGGCUGUGGAAAUUCUUGCCACCCGAAGCCCAGCCCAGCUGCAGGAGUGCCUGAUGGUCUACAAACAUAAUUUCCAGGUGGAGGCUGAGAAGGACAUCAAAUCUGAGACCAGCGGCAUCUUGCAGGAACUGCUCCUGGCCCUGGCCAAGGGGGGUCGCGAGAGCUACUCUGGAAUCAUCGACUAUAACCUGGUGGAACAGGAUGUCCAGGCAUUAAAGCAGGCUGAAGGGCCCAGCACAGAGGGCACAUGGGUCCUAAUCUUCACCCAGCGAAAUCCUGAACACCUCGUCCGAGUGUUCGAUCAGUACCAGCGGUGUACUGGCCACGAGCUAGAGAAGACCGUCCACCACCUCUUCCACGGAGAUGCUCAGGCGGCCCUGCUCAGCCUAGUCUCGGUGAUCAGGAACACACCGCUGUACUUUGCCGAUAAACUUCAUCAAGCCCUCCAGAACCUCAAGCCCAAUUACCAAGUCCUAAUGCGUAUCCUUAUCUCUUGAAGUGAGACUGACCUUCUAAGCAUCAGAGCUGAGUUCAAAAAGAAAUUUGGCAAGUCCCUCUACUCUUCUCUCCAGGAAGCAGUGAAAGGGGACUGCCGGUCAGCCCUACUAGCCCUGUGCAGGGCCAAAGACCUCUGAGGCCUCCCUGGGCUCCUGCCCUCCCUAC